AUGUUGCAGCUACUUUGCAGUGAUGUUGUACACUUCCUUAUCUCAUCCUGUAGAUAUGUCGAUGACCUCAUCGCCGAAAACCAACGGCUCAAGACCCAAAAUGCCGGGGAUCAUGCUCAAACCAAUGCCAGCAUCAUCCUCCCCGAGAUGCCUCCCUCUACAGGGAAAGAUCCCGUGGAUAGUGCUAUUGCUGUUCAAGCUCCUUCAUUGGAUCAGCGCCCGUGGUUCUUCGAUAUGAACAUCCCGCAUACACCAAUUCUCAUUGGUGAGGCGUCAGAUGCGGCGUUUGCAACUCGGUUCAGGCAAGCAAUUGCAACAGGAGAGCAUAGGCAUAUCCCCAGAGUCAAUUACGCCACAGAUGAAAGACUGCUAGCCUUGUCAGAUAUCGACUGUCCUUGGCCCAGCCCUGCGAGAGCACGCCUGCUCGUCGGUGUUGCCCUGAGAUAUGUUAGCCGCUGCUACCACAUCAUCCGCAAGAGCAUUAUCUUGGACGGCUUGGAGCAAACAAUUCAGAACCCGACCGAGAGCGAUUCUCUUCUCAAGAGUAAACUGUGGGCGCUAUUUGCCAUUGGUGCCAUGUACUCAACUCGUUCAGCGACUUCGGAGAAAGACUUCCCAGGCAUGGGCUACUUUGCUCGCGCAACUAGAGUACUUCGCAUCUCCAGCGAGAGGCCACGUAUUGACGUGGUUGAGCUGCGACUUUUACUAUCGUUUUAUUCUCUGGCACUUAAUCGCCGUCACUCAGCUUACACCUUCGCUGGCUCCGCCACAAGGCUUGCCGUCGUCAUGGGCCUACACUUGAAUGUCCCUGAGUCUCAGUUGAGAGAUAAGGCUGCCCGCGAACAUAGAAACAGGGUAUUCUGGACCGCAUAUAUUUUCGACCGUAUGUGGGCGGCAAAGCUAGGUCACCCUGUCUGUGUGCAAGACGUUGAUAUUGAAGUGGACCUUCCAUCGAAUCCUGCAGUCGACGAAAGCAUAUCAGAGGAUUUCGCAGAUGCAUCCUACUUUAUUGCUAGCGUCAAGCUUGCGCGGGUGCUGGGAAGGAUUGUUCCAUCCAUUUAUCGCCGGAGAAACCAACAAAGUUCACUCUCGCACAGAGUUCAAGAAGCUCUCAGCGCCCUUCGUGGCUGGGUCGAGGAACUUCCGCCCCAGCUCCAUAUCGAUUUCAAGGUCACAUCAGAGCAUAUGCAGAAACCUAUUUCCCUUCAUCUCAAUUUCAACCAGUGUGCUAUAAGUGUAACCCGCCCAAUUCUACUCCACGUCCUGCGCACCAACGUAGCGUCAUGGGGGACUUCAUCAACUCCCGAACCGCAAAUACCUGCAACAGCCAUGACCCUGGCCGAAGCAUGCAUCCGUUGUGCUCGACAUUCUUGUCGACUUCUCACUGAAUGCUGGAUCGAUGGCUCUUUCGCCACCUUUGACUACUUUUACACCCAAUACCUGUUCUCUGCUGCCACAAUCCUCGCAGUUUCCAGUCUUUUGAACGGGAAGGAUAGUCACAAUGACAGGGAACAAUUCGAGGAAGCAGCCCAGUUCCUCUCACAGCUAAGGGAUAACGGCAACUUUGCAGCAGGAGAGUUUUGUCAGCACAUCGACGCCAUGAAGGCCAUGAUGGCCGCUGCCAACGCACGUCGUGGUGGUUACCCCGUUGCCGGGGACACUUCUACUCUUUUGAAUGAGGCUGCCGCUACCUUUGGAGACGCCAUAAAUAUUGGCCAGCCCUUCACGACACAGAAUACGACGGCGGGUAUGGCGAUUGCCGAGCCAUCUCUGCAAGAGCUUUUGGCACAGCCGAUUCUCGAUUUGCAGUUCAUUGAUGCGUCGAUAUACAAUGAUGGUGCCCAAGGCCUGUACUGGCCUGACCUCAGCCCAGAAACAUGGACGCCUGACACUUGGACUGGCACCUAA
Molecule: messenger RNA, 1908 nt
Organism: Colletotrichum truncatum
Lineage: Eukaryota; Fungi; Ascomycota; Sordariomycetes; Glomerellales; Glomerellaceae
Product: fungal specific transcription factor domain-containing protein
Biological process (GO): DNA-templated transcription; positive regulation of transcription by RNA polymerase II
Cellular component (GO): nucleus
Molecular function (GO): DNA-binding transcription factor activity, RNA polymerase II-specific; sequence-specific DNA binding; zinc ion binding
Source: RefSeq, a predicted model, not a curated record